Sinocyclocheilus rhinocerous is the source of this 578-nucleotide messenger RNA. Its product is annotated as histone H1-like. Gene Ontology annotation, biological process: nucleosome assembly. The transcript has a single exon. The coding region runs from base 65 to 511 and encodes 148 amino acids. The record is from RefSeq and is a predicted model, not a curated record. NCBI's taxonomy places the organism in Eukaryota, Metazoa, Chordata, Actinopteri, Cypriniformes, Cyprinidae. Gene Ontology annotation, cellular component: nucleosome. Gene Ontology annotation, molecular function: structural constituent of chromatin; DNA binding.
AGCAGCGGCUCAUUGUUGAUCAUCAGUCAGUUUGUGUUUGAGUCCAGAUCCGAUCAGAGAGAUCAUGGCAGAAACCGCUCCAGCAGCUGCCGCGACCAAAGCGGCCAAGAAGAAAGCAGCGGCUAAACGCAAGACAACGGGCCCAAGCGUCAGCGAGCUCAUCGUUAAGGCUGUGUCCGCAUCUAAGGAGAGGAGCGGUGUGUCCCUCGCCGCCCUGAAGAAAGCGCUCGCUGCCGGUGGCUACGAUGUGGAGAAGAAGCCCGCAGCGAAGAAACCUGCCGCCGCUAAGAAGCCCAAGACCGCAGCAGCGAAGAAGCCCGCCGCUAAGAAAUCUCAGAAGAAGGCCAAGAAACCCGCUGCUAAAAAGGCAGCAAAGAGCCCCAAGAAAGCAAAGAAACCAGUGACUCCUAAGAAAGCAGCAAAGAGCCUUAAAAAGACCAAGGCAGCCAAACCCAAGACGGCGAAACCCAAAGCCGCGAAGCCUAAGAAGACAGCAGCCAAAAUGAAAUAAACUCAGUCAUUUUUUACAUGUGUUUUAUCAAAACGGCUCGUUUAAGAGCCAUCCAUUAAUUCAAAGU